AUGGAGGCCCAACUACGCGAGCUCGUCCCCUUCUUGAGAGACAAAAAUCCCCAGGCGCGCCAUCUUGCGCUAGAGAAUCUUCUUCCUCAGACGGCACAAGGAGCACCAUAUCGCGAUGCAAUCUUUCUCAAGGGCCUUGGAGGCGGAGGGCUGCAAAAGGCCAAAGAAACGGAUAUCAUCAGGGACUUGAAACUGUUAUGCCGUGAUCAGUUGAAUGUCGCGCACGAUGCAUUUAGGGCGCUGGUGAACCUGUCAGACUCGCCUGCUCUGGUUGGUCCCCUCUCAGAACCAACCUUCCUCAACUUCAUCGUCUCCUACAUCAUCAACCCUCACUCAAUAUGCGCCGACCUCGCUUCAAUGCUACUUUCGAACCUUACCGCCUCCUCCGUUCCCUGCAACGCCAUUAUCAACAUGAAAAUCUCCGUCAUUCCUUACAAAUCGCGCGAGGACGGCUCAAAUCUUGUCUAUCCCGUCGAUUCAAGGAGCGGGUCAUGUCCAACUCCCGUGCCGUAUCCUCCUGGAGAACCGAAGGAGGUUGCAGCGAUCCCGUUGCUUAUCGACGCAUUUGUCCAGGGUGCCACCAUGGGCGAGAUCAGCGAUCUCUCGAAAAGGAAGAGGAAAGGAGAGUUGAACUUUUUGGCGAGUGUGUUUGCGAAUUUGACUGUCUCUCCCGCUGGAAGAGUGCUGUUCUUGAAAGCGCAGCCGUUGCACAUCGUCAAGCCCGACGGAGAGCCUCAGCCCGAAAAAGAGGUUUUGGAGUAUCCGCUGGCCAAGAUAGUGCCUUUCACCGAACACAAAGACAGCAUUCGACGGAAGGGUGUUGCGUCGACAAUUAAAAAUUGCUGUUUCCUGGUGAAGGGUCACAAGGCCAUCCUCACACCUGAAACCGAGCAAGUCGCUGUCAAGCCUUCCAAAGUCUUGGCUGCUGGUGUCGAUGCCCUGCCUUACAUCCUCCUACCUCUCGCUGGACCCGAAGAAUUUGAUUUGGAUGAUCAAGAAAAACUUCUUCCGGCUCUUCAGUUCCUUCCACCCGAAAAGAAGCGGGAGAGUGAUGCUUUGAUCAGACUAACGCUUGUAGAAGCUCUGCUUCUCCUUUGUCACACGCGCUGGGGAAGGGACUACCAACGCGAACAUGGGGUGUAUGAAAUCGUUCGGGCUCUACAUCUGCAGGAGAAGGAUGAAAAGGUUGCAGAACACAUUGAGCGCCUCGUCGUACUUCUUAAAAGUGAAGAGCCCAAAGUCCAGACGGCCGAUGACGAAGAUGAGGAAGAAGAUGUGGAGAUGAAUCUGGAUCAGCCGGCCAAGAAGGAGGAGAGUGAUGAUGAGGACUUGAUUAUUGAAGAGAUUUAG
Molecule: messenger RNA, 1350 nt
Organism: Coprinopsis cinerea okayama7#130
Lineage: Eukaryota; Fungi; Basidiomycota; Agaricomycetes; Agaricales; Psathyrellaceae
Product: cytoplasmic protein
Exons: 8
Coding region: 1-1350 (449 amino acids)
Source: RefSeq, a predicted model, not a curated record